GUUAAAUAUACCCAGCAUCGUGGAAGCUGACCAAUUUCAGAAGUAAAGGAAUGGCUGCUGUUCUUUAUGAGCCCCCAGAGCUCAUAUUCGGCACUCUUUACCCUGCGUAUUAUUCCUAUAAGGCUGUAAAAUCAAAGGAUAUUAAGGAAUAUGUCAAAUGGAUGAUGUAUUGGAUCAUAUUUGCACUCUUCACGACGGCAGAGACAUUCACCGACAUCUUUCUUUGCUGGUUUCCAUUCUACUAUGAACUGAAAAUAGCUUUUGUAGCCUGGCUGCUGUCUCCAUACACGAAGGGCUCCAGCCUUCUGUACAGAAAGUUUGUACACCCCACCCUGUCCUCAAAAGAAAAGGAAAUCGAUGACUGCCUUGUCCAAGCAAAAGACCGCAGCUACGAUGCCCUUGUGCACUUCGGGAAGCGGGGGUUGAAUGUUGCGGCCACGGCAGCGGUGAUGGCAGCUUCCAAGGUGUCUCAGCUUCUUCAUUUACUCUUGUAUUUGGACCAGAAAGAAGGGCAGUGCAAGGGUAACAGCAUGGUUGUCACCAACGGGGGGCAGGGAGCCCUUUCUGAGAGACUGAGGAGCUUUAGUAUGCAGGAUCUCUCCACUAUUCGUGGGGACAGCAGCAGCACUGUUCCUCCUCCCUCAGUCACUGUACGGACAAGCAGCAAACAGAGUCAGCCCAAGCCAUCCAGGAGUGCGUCGGAAAGCACUGGCAGCUCAGUUUGCUCGUGUUGUUCCAUGUGCCGAAUCCUCAGAGUGGUUGAGGUAGACGUGGACGCUGAGUAUGAAAUGCCAUGUGAGGCAAACUGCGAAACAAAAGGCUUAGUGUUCUCUGAUGAUGAGGAGAACGAUUUAUGGGAUUGCACAUUCAAGAUUAAAAGGCCCAAAAGGAAGGAUCAACCUCUUGAGGCACCGCCUAGGAUCCUUAGACCUCGCUUCAGGAAGAAAAGUACCUCGUCCUCUACCACUGAAACAAUGUGAGUGCGAUGAGCCAAUAGCACCAAGAUCCACAGAAUGUCUCUCUUCUGCCUUAAAGAGCUACUCGUUAAUACCGUGGAAAACAGCAGCGAGAUGGGUGUGCUUUGCCGUGCAGCGCUGUAGACAUGGCCUUUCUCCCUUCUCUUUUCUUUCCCUUAAGUCACAUGCUGCUUGCAUUUACCUGCCUCAUGGUUAGAACAAUUAGGCAGCCACUGUGUAGGUCCCUCUGUUUCAUUUGCAGAACAUGAAACUACUUAAGCUAACUCUGUAAGGCCGUACAUUUAUCCUUCUGAGUUGUGUUUGCAUAGUUUUAGCUCUGGGAAUGCAAAGGAAAAAAAUACUCAAUUGCACUUGAUGCUAUUAUGGCUAAUGUAUUUAUUUAUGGCUUUACCAUUCAUGAGUUGGACUUGCAAGAGCCACAGCGUUUUCUUUCUUCCCUUCCUCCACAAGACUGCGAACGAUGUCAGAAAUGCUGAAUUCUUUUGACUGUACAGAAUGUCCGAGACUCAUUAGCAAAGCCUGAGCUGCAACUCCAUUUCUUUUCUAGCAAGUAAAUUACGUGCGCUCCAGUCAAGUCAUUGUGCUAAUGCCGUAGAGACACAAGGACUUAGAGAUGAUGAAGAGAUGCAUGCAAGCAAAUGGAACUGAUUUCACAAGCCAGAGACAGAGGCGUCUUCUUUGUGAUAAAUCUGAGCCAGAAGAAAAGAAAGGGAUAUCUUGCGUGGAAACUGAAGGAGGCUAAAAUUCUGUUGUAGAGCUCUUGGCAAAUCUUUGGCUAGCAGUUGUACGAUCCCUGCAAGCUGUGUUUGUUAUAACUGCUGCAGUGUAAACCAGAAUUGCUUUAGUGAUGGAUUUUCAUAGGGGCAAAAUUCACCCCUCUCGCCAGCAUGCCUGACCUCAGUUCUGGUGUUCUGCUUUGCCAACCUGAAUGUGGGGGUUUCCAUCCCUAGGCAGAGCAGAGCCUUGGAUCUGAGCUUCCCUGCGUGAGUUGGGGAAGAUUUUGCCUUUUGCAUGGAUUCUGGUUUGAAGUGCAAGAGUCUGUAGUAUCCGCAUUUAAAUGAUAAAUAUAUAAGAAGGGGAAAACAUUGUAGGAUUUGUGUAUUUGUGCUUAAAGUGGGUGUCUCCUGUGAGUGUAAAGCAUGUGAAAUUCACCAAUAAGUCAAUUAUGUGACUUUUGUGUUUGCUCUUGGACUAGACUAGAAAAACAUUUAGUAUCAUGUAGAACUCACCAUCGAUAAUUGAUCAGUGAACAAACUCAGUUAAGACUAGUAUCAUCGACCCUAGUUCAGGUUCAGAAUUAGUUCAGGAUGCCAAUAACUGGUUGGUGUGAAGAGAGAGAGAAGUAUAUCUGAGGUGGCCUUUUGAAAUUCUCUGUCAGACAUGCAUUCAUGUUCUAGGCUUCUAACUCAGCUUAGGGUAAUGCAAGAGGUUCCUUGAAUAUUUGGGAAAUAAAGAAUAAAAAUGCCUGCACCCAAAUGUGUACAUCAUACUGGCCAGGAAGUAGAAAGGACAAAAGGGCAUUUUCUGUGACUGUCAUCAUAAGACCAGCUACCUGAAAAACAUAUUUUCCUUACCUGCACUGAGUUGUUCAUGCUCUGUAAAGGAUUUGUGCUCAAAAAAAGGCAUUAAACAUAUAUUUGAGAAAGGAGUCAGUCAUGAGAACCUGCUGGGCAAGAUGCUGUGAGGAGCUUGGCUUGCAUAUUUAAUUUAAGCAGCUUUCAUGGGCAAUUAGAUUUUUUUUUGGCCAGAUUUAGAAAAUAAGAGACAGUGCCUGCAAUGUUAGCAGAAACAAGAGUUCCUGUUGCAAACUAGCUUCCAUUUUUGCUACUAUGCAAGAGGGUGCCAUAAGAUAAAAGGACAAGUUUGCACUCAAUUAUGCCAAAAAGAAAAGAAUCAAGCCACACGAUGCUGGACAGACUCUGCUCUCAGAUAGGCUGUAUUCAUGCUCAUUCUUGCUCCGAUUAUUACAUGUGCGUCUGAUCUGCUGUUUUACUGUAAACUUGACUGUUUAGAUUUUCUUCUCUUAAGUGCUGAGGUGAAAUUGUUGACAAGGGAGUUGCCUUAUCUCUCGAAGACAUUCACUGUAUAAAAAAACCUUUUCAUAUCUCUGGCAAAAAUGUGUUAAUUUAUCAAAUCAAGCUGUAUAUUUGUGUAUAGACAGGGAAUGCGAAUGCCCAUACAUGUAUGCUUAGAGGUAUAGUGUUCUGUACACAGAAUAGACAGACCAUUUGCCUCGAGUUGAUCAUGUUACCGACACAGGUUGUUUACAAGCUACACCUCUAAAAUUGUCAUUUUAAUUUAUGAGAGAGGAAUACCAGAAACCGACUCUGUGGUCCAAAAUGUUCUCUAAAGCUGUCUCCCCUCAGGAACAACCCUGAAUCAGCAACUGAAACCACAUGAGGUCUAGUGCUCCCCCCUACUGGUAGAUAAGGGCAAAUCAUGGUUUUGCAGCCACUGAGCUAAUCAGGGUGCUCAGACAAAAGUUAAGGAGAAAGUGUGAUUCUUAAUUAGCUCAGACUGUGGGAUAGUGGGUUUAAGUAACAGCUUGUAGCUCCCUUUGGUUCCUAUACAAGUCAGCAUGACCACACUCAGUGGAUCACUGGCUACUCCAAAAGGCAUCCUAGGGCCCAGGGGAAAGAAUCCAGUGUAUAAGGGGUCUCAAGCAGAUGUGCAGUCUAAUCAUGCAAGAAACAGAGAGGUGCCCUUAAAAUCCUACGCAGGUGGCCUAGGGAAUGUGACCCUCCUGGAAGGAAUAGCUAGGCCCCUGAAAACAAACCCCUGGGCCAGGGGGGAAGGAUGUGAUUGCUAGCUGGAGCUUGGGCUGCUUUGAAGAGACUGAAGCUCUGACAAAAGGAACUGAAAUCUCAUGUCUAGUUUUCUGUACUGCAUGGGUGGGUGAGUUGAGCCAUCAGCUUACCCAGGGACACCUCACUUAGGAAUGGGGUAACUAUGAGCACAGCUCAGAGCAACCCCCUUGGUCUCCACUCAUGAGUCAGCACCGAUGCAGCUAUAAUGACUGCUGGUUGCCAGGAUUAUUCCCACCUCUGGGCAAGACCCCAUUUAUACCAAUAUAAACUGGGAGUAACCAAAGCCAAGAGUAACCUGAGUGCAAGUCUAAUACACCAGAGCAGAGAAUCAAUCAGGCCAUUUGUUUCUAAUGACCAGGAAGGAAUGAGCUUGCUGAUGAAAAACAAGGGAAGAAAGCUAAAUAGCAAGAUGUGACUACCCCUAGCGUCUUAUAAACAACCUGUUGUCUCUGACUAUGCCCCGUGGAAUAAGCGUGUUCUCAUGCAGUAACAAACCCUUUAUCUGUGCAGAAAUGUUUGUUAAUCAGUCUCCUUCUGCUGUUUAUUCAUUUCAGGUACCUGUCUGGCACCUAGCACAGUAUUUGAGAUUGUAAAGAACACUAUGCGUACUCUUGAGGUUUGCAUUUAAACAAAUGGCUACUACUUAAGGAUCAUAAGUAUGCACUUCAUGUUGUUUCUUUUUGUGAUCA
Molecule: messenger RNA, 4473 nt
Organism: Alligator sinensis (Chinese alligator)
Lineage: Eukaryota; Metazoa; Chordata; Crocodylia; Alligatoridae
Gene: REEP1
Product: receptor accessory protein 1
Exons: 11
Coding region: 51-980 (309 amino acids)
Biological process (GO): endoplasmic reticulum tubular network organization
Cellular component (GO): endoplasmic reticulum tubular network; endoplasmic reticulum membrane; cytoplasmic microtubule
Molecular function (GO): microtubule binding
Source: RefSeq, a predicted model, not a curated record